CACACACACACACACACACCUCUCAAACGGAAUGGAAUGCAGCCAGUCCUACCUGGCACCCAGCUGUCUUCCUUUGUUAAACACAAAAUGUCCUGACAGCCAUAUGGGGGUGAGGGUACUUGUUGCUCUUCCUCUGGGGCUCCUAUGGGCACAGUGGUUUUUUUCAGUCUCCAGAAGGGUUUCUCCCUACUCUCCUGGAGUAUCUCCCUCCAGCCUGCAGCAGAGACCCUGUGGUUUAUAAAUUGCCCCCAUCGUUUUCAGCAUCUCUCUGGUGGGGUCUCCCGUGACCCUGGAGCUCACAUUGGUGCAAAGAACCCUUGCCAACAUCUUACACGCCACACACGCAGUUAAGUAUCCACUUUCCUGUCAUCCACGGGGAAAGGGGGUCAAGUUCUCCUUCCUAUGGGAGUGGCUCGAUACCUGGACUAGAAGACCCCCCAGCAGCUCCUUUAAAAAAAAAAAAAAGGCUAAAAACUUUCUCCAUGUCCCCAGCCCCUACUCCUUGCACAAGCCUCCCUUUCCGUAGCAUCAUCGCGGGAGGCAGACCAGGGGGACAGGCUUGCUCUGAGCCCAUGAGUCUCCCUCUCCUCUCCGGAGGCUGGGAGCACUGAGCCCACAGGAGCCCCCGCAUCGCUGCCUCUCCUGUUGGAGGCGGAGCGCAGCGUCCUCUCCCAAGCAGCAGCCGCGGCCCUCAAUUGGAAUUCUGUCCCCAAAAGGGGGCCGGAAAAGGAGGAGAGAAAGGAGGGAUGGAAGCCGGCAGCGAGAAGCCGCGUCCAGGGUCCCGGACACCCCCAGGAAGAAGCUAAGCGUGUCGGCUGCUAGGAAGCUGCACCGCGGCGCCCCACCGCACUGCAUCAGCGUGGCUCUGCUGACAUCCCCCCAUGCUUAACACGGGGCAUUAUGCGCUGGUUAACAGGCUCCGAGCUGCUCAGCGACUUGUUUUAAGCAUUUUCUCCCUCGCUCUCGCUUUUAAUCUUGUCUCUAGUGGCGUGUGUAGGGGGGAGGACUUUAUUUCCAUUGGCUAAGCGCUCCCUUCCCACCCACAUCCCUUCCACAUCACCUUGGUGUCUCCCUAAAUAAAACCAGCCCUCCUUAUCGCCUGGAAAAAAUCAGGAGCUAGAGUUUGAAUGGGUUUUAUAUAAACACUCACCCCUGUCAGCGUGAGGCCAGGCUCUCAGGAUAAACUCCCAGUGUCUGGCCUGAUGCUUGCCUGGCGAUCUCUGCCUUGAACGCCAAGGUUUAAAGCAGAAUUCAGAGGACUGGGAACUCUUCCCUGAGAUUUGAUCAACCUGAAGCCAGUUGCGGAACUGCACAGGGUCCCGAUGGACCUGAAGGAGAGCCCCAGCGAGGGCAGCCUGCAACCUUCCAGCCUCCAAAUCUUCGCCAACACCUCCACUCUACAUGGCAUCCGCCACAUCUUCGUGUAUGGGCCGUUGACCAUCCGGCGUGUGCUUUGGGCAGUAGCCUUUGUGGGCUCCCUGGGCCUGCUGCUGGUCGAAAGCUCUGAAAGAGUGUCCUACUACUUCUCAUAUCAGCAUGUUACCAAGGUGGACGAGGUGGUGGCCCAGAGCCUGGUCUUUCCAGCUGUGACCCUCUGCAACCUCAAUGGCUUUCGGUUCUCCAGGCUCACCACCAACGACCUGUACCACGCUGGGGAGUUGCUGGCCCUGCUGGAUGUCAACCUGCAGAUUCCUGACCCGCAUCUGGCGGACCCCACAGUUCUGGAGGCCCUGCGACAGAAGGCCAACUUCAAACACUACAAACCGAAGCAGUUCAGCAUGCUGGAGUUCCUGCACCGGGUAGGCCAUGACCUGAAGGAUAUGAUGCUGUACUGCAAGUUCAAGGGCCAGGAGUGUGGACACCAAGACUUCACCACGGUGUUUACAAAAUAUGGGAAGUGUUACAUGUUUAACUCAGGCGAGGACGGCAAGCCUCUGCUCACCACAGUCAAGGGGGGGACGGGCAACGGGUUGGAGAUCAUGCUGGACAUUCAGCAAGAUGAGUACCUGCCCAUCUGGGGAGAGACAGAGGAGACAACGUUUGAAGCAGGAGUGAAGGUCCAGAUCCACAGUCAGUCUGAGCCGCCUUUCAUCCAAGAGCUGGGCUUUGGGGUGGCUCCGGGGUUCCAGACCUUCGUGGCCACACAAGAGCAGAGGCUCACGUAUCUGCCCCCACCAUGGGGGGAGUGUCGGUCCUCCGAGAUGGGGCUCGACUUCUUUCCUGUUUACAGCAUCACCGCCUGUCGGAUUGACUGUGAGACCCGCUACAUUGUGGAGAACUGCAACUGCCGUAUGGUCCACAUGCCAGGAGAUGCUCCUUUCUGCACCCCUGAGCAGCACAAGGAGUGUGCAGAGCCUGCCCUCGGCCUCCUGGCAGAAAAGGACAGCAAUUACUGUCUCUGCAGGACACCCUGCAACCUGACCCGCUACAACAAAGAGCUCUCCAUGGUGAAGAUCCCCAGCAAGACGUCAGCCAAGUACCUGGAGAAGAAAUUUAACAAAUCUGAAAAAUAUAUCUCAGAGAACAUUCUUGUCCUGGAUAUAUUUUUUGAAGCGCUCAAUUACGAGACAAUUGAACAGAAGAAGGCGUAUGAAGUCGCUGCCUUACUUGGUGACAUUGGUGGUCAGAUGGGAUUGUUUAUUGGUGCUAGUAUCCUUACAAUACUAGAGCUCUUUGAUUAUAUUUAUGAGCUGAUCAAAGAGAAGCUACUAGACCUGCUUGGCAAAGAAGAGGAGGAAGGGAGCCAUGAUGAGAACAUGAGCACCUGCGACACGAUGCCGAACCACUCUGAAACCAUCAGCCACACUGUGAAUGUGCCCCUGCAGACAGCUUUGGGCACCCUGGAGGAGAUCGCCUGCUGACACCUCAGGCGACCCGGCACCUCCAAACAGACCUUAAGGCCCAAGACCCAGGACAGGGGACAGCAAGCUCAGACGGGAUGGCCCCUGAUGACGGAAAGAAGCAAGAGCCCCCCUAUGCACACACACACACAUUGCGAACUUCUGCCAAACCUCACUCUGGCCACAUCUGACAUGAAUCGUCCCCGGGCCCUGCCACUUGCCCCUUGUAGGACCGAUGAGUCCCACUCCGGAACUGUCCAAGAACUAACCUGCCAUCACAUCUCACUGCCAGAUGUACAAAGCACCCGCAUGCUCAGACUUCUCACGGCGCCACCUCCACUCCUGUCUUGUACACGUUAUCUUCUCCACGCAGUUUCCAGAGCCCCACUCUGCUGCCUGGCAGUGGGACCAGGUUCCAGCCCCAAAGCCACCCUGAGCCCAGCUCUGGAGUCAAAAACUGCCCGGUCGAGAAGGAAACCACCGAACUCUCUACAACGUUUGAUCCUUGUCUUGUUUGCGAAGGUUCUUCACCUGCCCACGAACCCUUGUCCCCCAAAACUGGCCCAUGGGGCUCCUGCGCUAAAGGUGACCAGUGCCAACCUCCUUCUUAUCCCAGCACCUGUGGAGGUGGUACAGUGGCCUGGGUGACCCCAGUAUUCGUCCGUGGAGCCACGUCGUUCUCACCCUGUGACACAGCUGUAGAGUUUGAUUUCUUUUGUUUUGUUUGGGGGCGGGGCUGUUUUUGUUCGUCUGUUGAAGAUCGUUUUGGUUUGCUCUGUUUUGUGGUCUUCAGUCUGGAUGUUCUAAGGUUCGGUUUGGGUUUUCCAUUUUCUUUGGAGUUUAUUUAUUCGUGCUUCGAACCACAGUCAUAUUAAAAGCUGGUCUUGUGGAAGUGGCCACAUCA
Peromyscus leucopus (white-footed mouse) is the source of this 3744-nucleotide messenger RNA. RefSeq names its product acid sensing ion channel subunit 2 (gene Asic2). The coding region runs from base 1323 to 2861 and encodes 512 amino acids. The record is from RefSeq and is a predicted model, not a curated record. Gene Ontology annotation, cellular component: membrane. NCBI's taxonomy places the organism in Eukaryota, Metazoa, Chordata, Mammalia, Rodentia, Cricetidae. Gene Ontology annotation, molecular function: ligand-gated sodium channel activity. Gene Ontology annotation, biological process: sodium ion transmembrane transport. The transcript is spliced from 10 exons.